AUGAAUUCUGAAGAGGGCUCUGUAACAGAGAACAGCUCUUCACAUCUGGAGAGAGGGGAGAGGGACCAUGGCACCCAUAUGUAUUUUGAGAAACAUCACGAAGGAUCCAUUCAAGUUCCUAUCCCUUGUGCUGUGUUGGUUGUGGUCAUCAUUACUUCCUUAAGUAUAGCUCUAGUUGCCUUGCUUGUGGGCCAGUACAAUUGCCCGGGCCUGUAUACGAAUUUGGCAUCAUCUGACCACCCUGUUGCUUCCUGCGAGGAUGAGUGGUUGGCAUACAGGAGGAAAUGCUACUUUUUCUCUACCACAACCAACAGCUGGGCCUCGGCCCAAAACUCUUGUUCUCAAGAGGGUGCUACUCUUGCUGUUAUCGAUUCCCGAAAGGACAUGAUAUUUCUGAAGAGACACGCUGGUGAACAGGAACACUGGAUUGGGCUGAAAAACGAAGCUAAUCAGACAUGGAAAUGGGCAAAUGGCCAAGAUUUUAACCACUGGUUCAACAUAACAGGGUCUGAGAGGUGUGCAUCUCUGAACAACACAGACAUUACUACCGUGGACUGUGAGGCGAGCUUACACUGGGUCUGCAGCAAGCCCUUCAGAUGA
Molecule: messenger RNA, 600 nt
Organism: Cricetulus griseus (Chinese hamster)
Lineage: Eukaryota; Metazoa; Chordata; Mammalia; Rodentia; Cricetidae
Source: RefSeq, a predicted model, not a curated record